AUGGAUGCUGAUCAAUGCCAGACCGUACUCGUGCACUUGCCUAAUCACAGUGUCGUUUAUGACUUUUUCCGGGAAGUGCAUCUUUUCUACAAACCGAUCCAUACAUAUUUAUCAAUUAUAAUGUGCAUAUUUGGAACAGUUGCCAAUUUCUGCAAUAUUGUAGUGCUGACAAGGGAAGUGCAUCUUUUCUACAAACCGAUCCAUACAUAUUUAUCAAUUAUAAUGUGCAUAUUUGGAACAGUUGCCAAUUUCUGCAAUAUUGUAGUGCUGACAAGGUGA
Molecule: messenger RNA, 279 nt
Organism: Cooperia oncophora
Lineage: Eukaryota; Metazoa; Nematoda; Chromadorea; Rhabditida; Trichostrongylidae
Source: the annotation of a GenBank genome assembly